AUGGGCACUCUUGCAUAUUGUCAGGCAUCUGAGUUUCCAAGGGAGUAUGAUGGUGCUUGUCUGCAAAUGAGACUUUCAUAUAAUAUAGCAGCACACUUGUUCCUUUUCCUUGUGCAAUGGACCAACUGCAGUCUUGCAGGGACACUGGGUCUGCCAAGAAUGCUCAUAUACAAGGUUUAUGGUGAUGGUACCACUACAAUGUCAACACAUGAACGAAAAGCCAGCAUUAGAGAAUUUUAUGCUGUAAUAUUUCCAUCUUUAUUACAACUUGAAGGAGGGAUUAAAAAACAUGGAAGAUCGUUAAUGUGUAUACAUAAACAAAAAGCAGUAUAUAUGGAAAGAUAUAAGAAAAAGGUUGAUGAAGAGAGGGGACAACUUUCUGCACUCGAUUUGGAAUGGGAGGAAGAAUGUGGAAUAUGCAUGGAGACCAAUAGUAAGAUUGUCUUGCCUAAUUGCAACCAUGCCAUGUGCAUGAAAUACUACCAAGAAUGGCAUGCACGGGCACAGUCAUGUCCAUUUUGUCAUGAUAGUUUGAAAAGAGUAAAUUCAAGAUAUUUGUGGAUAUUUACAGAUAGUGGAGAGGUAGUGGAUAUGACAACAUUAGCAAGAAAGAACUUGAAAAGGUUGUUUAUCUAUGUUGAAAAAUUGCCACUCUUGGUUCCUGAGAAUGUAUUUAGUGUUUAUGAUGCUCAUUAUGAUUCCUGCAUCAAAUGA
This is a messenger RNA of Cryptomeria japonica (Japanese cedar), 714 nucleotides long. Its product is annotated as E3 ubiquitin-protein ligase AIRP2-like. Gene Ontology annotation, molecular function: ubiquitin protein ligase activity. NCBI's taxonomy places the organism in Eukaryota, Viridiplantae, Streptophyta, Pinopsida, Cupressales, Cupressaceae. Gene Ontology annotation, biological process: protein ubiquitination. The record is from RefSeq and is a predicted model, not a curated record. The coding region runs from base 1 to 714 and encodes 237 amino acids. The transcript has 6 exons.